Messenger RNA from Lindgomyces ingoldianus, 1840 nucleotides. RefSeq lists its product as uncharacterized. Lineage: Eukaryota; Fungi; Ascomycota; Dothideomycetes; Pleosporales; Lindgomycetaceae. The coding region runs from base 26 to 1840 and encodes 604 amino acids. The transcript is spliced from 6 exons. The record is from RefSeq and is a predicted model, not a curated record.
AUUUUAUAAUACCUCGAACAUCAAUAUGGCGAAUUCUCUAGCUUCCGGUCUGCACGACCUUCACCUCAACCCGGAGAACAAUAUCCCAGCCGAUGUCGAAUCCCCACUGCUCGCAUUAGACCAAGAUUCAGAGACCCGAUCCACAGAGCUAAAAGCCACAAUUACCAACCUCAUCCAACGCUGCAAAACCCUCUACUCAGAAGUCCAAACCUACAUAACCGCCGUCGACGCUAACCAAAAACUCGCCAAAAAUCACAACCCCGUCGAAUACCGCAGUCUGCGCAACGACUUCAAAAAUGAGCUCUCAUUCCUCACCAAACUCGUUGACGCAAAACUACCAGAAGAAAAGGCUCAGCAUUACAUCGUGUCCUCAAACUUGGUGUAUUAUGAAGCCCUCUGGGAUGCCGCGAAACGCUCGUUGGGGUUGCUUAGUUUCCGGAAAUACUUCUUUUGGAAUCGCCGACAGGAGGACCAUGGCGCUGCGUACACGGGUCUAAGUCUGGGAAAAGGAAGUCAGGUGAAAGGAAAGAAUGCGGCGUUGGUAGAUAUUGUUGCGGGGGAUGGGAUGGAGUGGAUUCGCGUGUCGACUAUCUCUGAGAAGCGGCUCCUCUUCGAUCUCGCGAAGCUGGGUUGGCAGAAUGACUCAGACGAUGACGAUGAAGAUAUGCCCGAUGCGCCGGCGAGUAGCUGGGAAGACGGUGAUGACGAGGAUCAAGUCGACAUAGUCAAGAGUGCUCGCGAACUCGCUCGAGCAGCGCGCGCGAAUCCGAUAUGUGGACGUCCACCAAAAGUACGGUUUGUGUUGACGAGGAUAUCGUCUAGAAAACUAAAAGAAGUCGACACCGUGCUCGACAAAAUCAGGGCCACGGGCGCAAUCGUGGAGUGCGCGAACGAACUCUCCGCGCCCCCAUUACUAUCCACUGUCCUGCCAAACCUACUCGUCGACCGCUCGCGUAUUCUCUCUCAGGUCCUCAAUAUCGACUGCACAAUCCUCCUCGCCCUCAUAUCCGAUAUCUCGCAUUCCGAAUGUCCAGUCCUAGACUGGUACCCUACCGAAGUCCGGGCCCAGAUCAAAGAAGAAGCAGCAGAGAAACUCCUGCCAACCCAUCUUUACCCCGCAAUCGGUUCGCACCCUAUGGUCUGUACACAAGAAGCCGCCGACCAAAUGAAUCUCAUCGUCGACACGCUCGCAACUGACACCGAGAAAACCCGAGCGAACCUUCUCCUCGCUCAAAACGACCGUGUCUCUUCAUCACCUGCUUCAUUACUUCAAGGCUGGGCUUUAAUAUCCGACCACCCCGUCCCCAAAAUGCUCCAGCUCCCCAUCAAAGUUGUGCCAUCCAAUCUCCCAGCUCUGACACCCCGACUCCCGAAAGUCGCCCAAAAAAUCGGAAAAGAGCUCAGUCCGCUGAACCAGGCGAUAUUCUUCUACGGCUGGGCUGAAGGUCUCACGACGUUGAGCUCGAACCGUACGAGAGCGAGGCAGAUCGAGCAUGCCAUCAACGAAGAGGGGCUGGAAGAUGGUGAGGCGGGACCGCAUAUCUGGCUCUGUGGGGAGAUCGUAAUAGGAGUAUCUGGUAUGCUCGCAGAGCUACCGAUGAUCGUCAGGGAUAAGAGCCAUACCCUGUGUUACUUCCUGGGAAUAUCGCUGGGAAGUGCUGGUGUAGUGGAGGAAAGCAGAAAUAGGAGGAUUGGACUCUCGCUUAUCUUAAUGAUCUUCGGUACGAGUGAUUCGGCCCCGGGUAUGGCCAUGGAGUCUGAAUACGGGUUCGUCGAGGAGAAAGACCGAACGUGGCUUGAAUACAGGGGCAAGCACCAUGUCAAGCAAGGACACCCGUAA